Euleptes europaea (tarantolino) is the source of this 1098-nucleotide messenger RNA. RefSeq names its product solute carrier family 25 member 42 (gene SLC25A42). Gene Ontology annotation, cellular component: mitochondrial inner membrane. The transcript is spliced from 8 exons. NCBI's taxonomy places the organism in Eukaryota, Metazoa, Chordata, Lepidosauria, Squamata, Sphaerodactylidae. Gene Ontology annotation, biological process: transmembrane transport. The record is from RefSeq and is a predicted model, not a curated record. The coding region runs from base 1 to 1098 and encodes 365 amino acids.
AUGACAGGUCCUAAAUACCGUUCCGAAGAGAUCCGCAAAGCAGGAUUUACGAAAAAACUUCGGUGCCAUGCAGAACCGCCCGAGGCCCCCCCGACUCUCUUCCUGGCAGCCACCGAACCUGGAAUGGGUAAUGGACGGGCGGCGAAAGCAGGUUUAACGCGGGCAGAGGCCGAGCCCAGCCUCCAUGGGCAUGCUUUGCCGGAGGACAAGAGGAAUGUGCUCAACUCCCUGCUGUCGGGAGCACUCGCUGGCGCAGUGGCCAAAACAGCCGUGGCUCCAUUAGACAGGACGAAAAUAAUGUUCCAAGUGUCGUCGACGAGGUUUUCCGCCAAGGAAGCGUACCGGCUGAUCUACCGCACCUACCUCAAUGAGGGCUUCUUCAGCCUGUGGCGCGGGAACUCCGCCACCAUGGUCCGGGUGAUCCCCUACGCCGCCAUCCAGUUCUGCGCGCACGAGGAGUACAAGCAGCUCUUGGGCAGCUACUACGGCUUCCAGGGAAAGGUCUUGAUGCCAUUGCCACGGUUCCUUGCCGGCUCCCUCGCGGGCAUAACGGCGGCCAUGUUGACGUACCCUCUGGACUUGGUCCGUGCGCGGAUGGCUGUGACACCCAAGGAGAUGUACGGCAACAUCAUCCACGUCUUCAUCCGGAUAUCCCGAGAGGAAGGGCUGAAGACGCUGUACAGGGGCUUCGCGCCGACCAUCUUGGGGGUCAUCCCAUAUGCCGGGCUGAGCUUCUUCACGUACGAGACACUGAAGAAAGUGCACGCGGAUCACAGUGGGAGAUCACAGCCUUACCCUGUGGAGCGGCUGGUUUUCGGGGCCUGCGCCGGCCUGAUCGGGCAGUCGGCCUCCUACCCGCUGGACGUGGUGCGCCGGCGGAUGCAGACGGCGGGCGUGACGGGGCACACUUACACGUCCAUUGUCCGCACCAUGACCGAGAUCGUCCGGGAGGAGGGACUCGUCCGAGGCUUGUACAAAGGCCUCAGCAUGAACUGGGUCAAGGGGCCCAUCGCCGUGGGGAUCAGCUUCACAACCUUCGACCUCACGCAGAUCCUCCUCCGCCGGUGGCAAGGCAGCAGCGUGAACGGGGAGAGGUAG